Molecule: messenger RNA, 2115 nt
Organism: Haliotis rufescens (red abalone)
Lineage: Eukaryota; Metazoa; Mollusca; Gastropoda; Lepetellida; Haliotidae
Exons: 5
Coding region: 144-785 (213 amino acids)
Source: RefSeq, a predicted model, not a curated record
UGACGUCACCCGAGCGAUAUUCUGUGUAUUCGUGCACAUAUUCCUCAGUUCGACGGGGUUAAAAAGACUACACCAGAUCAGGUGUGUUGUUCUUCUACAACCAAAGGUAUUGAUUUCAGACUUUGCCGCACAAGUGGCGGAACAUGGCGACUGCCAGCGGAGGGUUGCAAUGUCCUAGUGCCAACGCUGAAUCUAUUGAGGACAGAGUUCAGCAUGAUUACAGAGCCCUCAUAAUAAAACACGUGCGUUGUGGGUCAAUCAUUGGACGCAUGUGCGUGCCCGAAGAGCACCAAGAAACAGUUAAUAACAUCAUGGCUUUGGAAAACUUUCACCAACAGUCCCAAGCAACAAAGGCAUUCCUUGACUAUUUGAAUACAAACGGGGAACCAAGAGACUAUAACCUGUUUGCACAGAUACUGGAGCUCGAUGGUUAUGUCUAUGUGUCUAAACUACUGCGUGGGGACGACACCCUUGAUCCCAACACACACAAGGAACAGUGCAGACUGAUUCGGUUCUUCUGUAGAGACAUCAGUGAGACGAUCGACGUCAGUGUCCUGUAUCCGAGGCUUGUGGAGGACGACUGGAUGGACGACGAGGACGGACAACUGCUGCAAAGACUGGCUGACAACAACGGCCGAAUCUCCGCUGCUAAAUGGCUUAUAUCAGUUGUACUGCCUCGACGUAAGGAAAACUGGUUCAAACAGUUUCUUCAGCUUUUAUGGGAUUGUGGCUAUAACAGUCUGGUUGAACUGAUUGAUGAAGAUUUCCAUGCCAUUAACAGUUAGCGACUGCGAGUCUUAAUCAAGACAUUGUCAGCCCUGCCGUGCAUUACGAUAUGAACUUUACAUUGCAGUUGAGCCGAUGUCUCAUAAGGCGCACGUCUUAAGGCCCCUUUACACAAGGCUGCGACCUUUGUACCACCUUUGAGCGAUCAAAAACUGGCUAGGUCGUUCAAUGUCGCCUAAACCCAGAAAAUCAUGUUUCUAUGUACCUGCCCAGCAGAUGUUCACCAGUAAGUGCUCGAGUCUGCAACCAAAAUGAAACACUUCAGGUACACGCCCUCUAUUUAUAGGCAGGCUGAGGAGGCACUACAGGUAGCUCAAAGGAAGCAGUAAAGAGGUAGAAGCAUUGCCAUGGUGUCUCAAGGGUUGCCGUGGUCGCCGAAUGGAGGCACGGCGGUCGCCAAAGUCAUCGUUCAAUGCACGAUGUUGGUCGCCCAAAGGAAGCACAAGGGAGGCAGAAGCAUCGCCCAGAUGUACGGGACAGUAUUUCAGCAGAACGCAUCUGUUACCUGGCGACCAUUGGGCGACCACUGCGCCUUCAUUCUGCAUCAGCGGCAAUACUUGUGCCUCCCUGCUGCCUCCUUUAAGCCACCUUUGAACAACCAACCUCCUCGGCAACCUUUGUGCGACUGUUUUGAACAUGUUCAAAAGUUGACGGCGACAAUGGCGUCCAUGGCGAUGUCUGAACCUCCUGUGUACUACAUUGGAACGACCUAGGCAACCAUUCUGCCUCCUUUGAGCCUCCAACGACAACCUGGCAAAUUUUAUGGUCGCACACGGGAGGCACAAAGGUCGCCAUCCUUUGUAAUUAAGGCCCCAUUAGAUCUGCACCACCUCAGGCUUCUUUCCUAUAUUAAGCCUUAUGUAACAGUAAUUAUUUCUGGGGGAUUUUGUGACGAAGAACUUGAAAUCAUACGCGCAUUCUGAUUGGUUUGUCAUGUAUUCUAAAAUUACCCAUUUUAACUAAGUAAGUAUAUUUGUCUUUGUAUUUGUAUUUAGAUGCAGGCAUCAUAGUCCUCUCAGUUUGUGUUGGUGAACGCAGUUCGCGCCCCAGUUUCAACUACAGGGUAUGCUUGUAAUUUCUAGUGUAUUAAUGUAAUCAUUAAUUGCAUUUAUCAUAUUAUUACACAUGUAAAGGGAUACAAUGUAUAUAUAGUUAUUGUGAAUUAUAACACAUCCUUCAAUGUAUUUGUUAAAAGCAUGAGUUCUUUCUAUUUUUAUGAUGUCAUCAAUACGACGCUGUGAAUGAAGAUAAUAUUAUAUGACUGCAUGUGAAUGUGAUGUGCCCUUACAUAUUUAUGUUUAUAUAUAUAUAUAAUCUAAAAAGUGAUUU